Messenger RNA from Melanotaenia boesemani (Boeseman's rainbowfish), 7988 nucleotides. It is a transcript of the gene dock11, whose product is annotated as dedicator of cytokinesis 11. The coding region runs from base 174 to 6452 and encodes 2092 amino acids. The record is from RefSeq and is a predicted model, not a curated record. Gene Ontology annotation, molecular function: guanyl-nucleotide exchange factor activity. The transcript has 54 exons. NCBI's taxonomy places the organism in Eukaryota, Metazoa, Chordata, Actinopteri, Atheriniformes, Melanotaeniidae. Gene Ontology annotation, biological process: positive regulation of filopodium assembly; positive regulation of GTPase activity; small GTPase-mediated signal transduction.
ACCAUCAUCACCAGCAGCUGCAGCAGCGGUAACGGCCCCGCCUCGCGACGUGAACCGCUGGCUGGUUCCCCCUCCGACACAAUCCCACAUCUGGCCGUCUGUCACUGCCGCUCCGUCCACAUGGUCAUAUUCACACCGGCUCCUGACAAGUGGAUUUUAACCAGGGGGGCGCCAUGUCUGAGGUGCGAAAAUUCACAAAGAGGUUAAGCAAACCCGGGACAGCCGCGGAAGUCAGGCAGAGCGUGUCGGAGGCUGUGAGGAGCACCGUGGACCUGGUGGAGCAGCCGAAGAUCAUCGAACCCCUGGACUAUGAGGCUGUGGUGUUUCAGAGGAAGGCUCAGAUCCACAAUGACCCAAACAGAGACCUGCUGCUCUGCCCCGUCGAUGACGUCUCAGAGUCCCAGAUCUCCCGGCAGAGGAGGACUGUUGUUCCCUCUGUACCUCAAAAUGCCGAGCGGGAGGCCAGGAGUCUGUUUGCCAAAGAGUGCAUCAAGUUGUACAACACCGACUGGCAUGUUAUCAACUACAAAUACGAGGCUUUCUCCGGUGACUUCCGCAUGCUGCCGAGCAAAGGCCUGAAGACAGACAAGCUGCCAGCUCAUGUGUUUGAGGUCGAUGAAGAUGCUAAAGACGAGGACACAUCAUCACUGUGCUCCCAGAGGGGAGGCAUCUUGAAACAGGGCUGGCUUCAGAAAGCCAACAUCAACAGCAGCCUGUCUGUCUCCAUGAGGGUGUUCAAAAGGAGGUACUUCUACCUGUCCCAGCUCCCAGAUGGCUCUUACAUCCUCAACUCGUACAAGGAUGAGAAGAACUGCAAAGAAACCAAAGGUUCCAUCUACUUGGACUCCUGUAUAGACGUGAUUCAGAGUCCUAAGAUGCGACGCAAUGGCUUUGAGCUGAAGAUGCAGGACCGCUACAGCCACUUCCUGGCUGCAGACAGUGAAGCAGAGAUGGAGGACUGGGUGGUCACACUCAAACAGGCCCUGCAGAGCAGCACCGAGGCUGGGCAGGACAAGAGGAACGGGGCAGAGUCUCUGGACUGCGCCACAGAUGAUGACACGGCCAGCCAAGGUAAAGGUGAGAGCCUGCAGGAGAACCAGGGGAGGAACUUACAAACUGAUCUCCUUAAGUUUGCGAGGGAGACGGACCAGCUCAAUAAGAUCAACAGGAAUGAAGGCAGACAGAAGCUCUUCUCUCUGGAUCCUGAAACACAGAGGCUGGACUUCUCGGGCAUCGAGCCAGACGUGAAGCCAUUCGAGGAGCGUUUUGGCCGACGCAUCAUGGUCAGCUGCCACGACCUGACUUUCAGUCUGCAGGGCUGCGUCAAUGAGAAGACCGACGGUGUCCUCACCAACGUGGAGCCAUUCUUCAUCAGCUUCGCUCUCUUUGACGUCUCAAAGAGCUGCAAGAUCUCGGCCGACUUCCACGUCGAUCUCAACCCGCCGUGCGUCAGGGAGAUGUUGACAGAUACUUCUGGCCAACUCUCACCUUCAUCUGACUCAGAGGGUGGAGGAGUGAAGGAGGGAGGAGGAGGUGCGGGGGUCGUGGUGAAUGGAGACUCUGGGAAAGGAAAUGGCCUACCUGUUCUGCAGAGGGUGUCGGAGGCUCUGCUGCGCUUCCCCACUCAGGGUAUUUUCUCAGUCACCAACCCCCAUGCAGACAUCUUCCUGGUGGGUCGUGUGGAGAAGGUGCUGCAGAACGGCAUCACUCACUGCGCCGAGCCGUACAUCAAGACGUCUGACGUCAGCAAGACGGCUCAGAAAGUGCUCAAAGCUGCCAAACAGACAUGCCAGCGCUUGGGCCAGUACAGGAUGCCGUUUGCAUGGGCUGCCAAGCAGGUGUUCAAAGACGCUCAGGGCAGCCUGGACAUGGACGGGAAGUUUUCUCCUCUCUAUCGUCAGGACAGCAGCAAAAUCUCAACGGACGACCUCAUCAAGCUGCUGGCCGACAUCAGGAAACCCGAGAAGAGCAAACUUCAGACCAUCCCUGGACAGCUGAAUGUCACCAUUGAAUGUGUCCCCCCCAAUUUCUCAAAUACGGUGACGUCCUCUUACGUUCCCGUCAAGCCCUUCGAGGACGAAUGUGAGCGGGUGUCGGUGGAGAUCGAGGAGUUUCUUCCAGAGGAAGCAAAGUACAACUACCCCUUUACUACCUACAAGAACCAGCUCUACAUCUACCCCUUACAGCUCAAAUAUGACAACCAGAAGACCUUCACUAAGGCUAGAAACAUUGCGGUCUGCAUGCAGUUCAGGGAUUCAGAUGAGGAUGGUGCAGCUCCUUUAAAGUGCAUCUACGGCAAACCAGGAGACUCGCUGUUCACCAGCAGCGCCUACGCUGCCGUCCUGCACCACAACCAGAGUCCGGAGUUCUACGACGAGGUUAAGAUCGAGCUGCCAGUGCAUGUGCAUGAGAAACACCACAUCCUCUUCACCUUUUACCACAUCAGCUGUGAGUCCAGCAGCAAGGCCAGCAGCAAGAAGAGAGAUGGGGUGGAGUCGCUGGUGGGCUACUCGUGGAUGUCUUUGCUAAAAGAUGGAAGGAUGCAGUCAUCAGAGCUCCAGUUACCUGUAGCUGCCACCCUGCCUGCAGGAUAUCUUUGUCAGGACAGCAAAAAGUCCCAACCAGAUGUUAAGUGGGUAGAAAAUGCCAAGUUGCUGUUCAAAGUGAGGGCACAUGUAGCAUCAACGAUAUAUCCUCAGGACCUCCAUCUUCACAAAUUCUUCCAGCACUGCCAGCUGAUGAAGACAACAUCAGAGGCCAACCCAGCUGAACUCAUCAAAUACCUGAAGUGCCUGCAUGCCGUGGAGACUCAUGUCAUCAUCACCUUCCUACCAACGGUGCUAAUCCAGCUGUUUGAGGUGCUCACAGCCGCCACCAAAGAAGCCCAGGAGGUCGCUGUCAACUCUCUGCGGGUGAUCAUACAUAUAGUCUCCAGAUGUCAUGAGGAAGGACUGGAGCAGUACCUUCGCUCUUUUGUUAAAUACGUAUUUGUGAGCGGCGCUUCUCCAUCAGGAAACUCGGCAGCCACUCAUGAAGUUCUGGCCAUCGCAGUGACCGCUGUCCUCAAGCAAACCGCAGAUUUCAACACCAGCAACAAACUGCUCAAGUACUCCUGGUUCUUCUUGGAAACUAUGGCAAAAUCCAUGGCCCAAUAUCUGCAAGAGGGAAACCGCAUGAAGAUGCCGCGGGCCCAGCGCUUCCCUGACAGCUUUCACCAGGCGCUGCAGUCCCUGGUAUUGUCCAUCAUGCCACACAUCACCAUCCGCCACAUGGAGAUUCCAGAAGAGGCCCGAUGCAUCAACCUGAGCCUGGCGAACUUCAUCAAGAGGUGCCUAACCUUCAUGAACAGGGGCUUCGCGUUCGGCCUGGUCAACCACUACAUGUGUCACUUCAGCCUCAAAGAUCCAAAGGGGCUGACUGAGAUGAAGUUUGAGUUCUUGAUGACGGUGUGCAACCACGAACACUUCAUCCCUCUCAACCUGCCCAUGGCCUUCGGCCGCACCAAGCUGCAGAGGGUACAAGAUUUUAUUCCAUAUGCGACGGAGCUUUUUGGCCCUGUAGAGCAGAGUCUGGAGUUCAGCCUGACGGAGGAGUACUGCCGAAACCACUUCCUGGUGGGCCUGCUGCUCAGAGAGGUGGCUGAAGGGCUCCAGCAAGGACCUGAAGUCCGACAGCUGGCCGUGGGAGUCCUCAAGAACCUCCUGAUCAAACACGCCAUGGACGACCGCUACACGGCGUUCAAGAACCAGCAGGCCAGGAUCUGUCUGCUGUACCUGCCCCUGUACGAGCUGCUCUACCAGAACCUGAAGCAGCUGUCUGCUCAGCCGCAGACCUCCAGCCCCGGACUCGGCCUCAACGGUCCCAGAGAUGACCUGAUAUCAACCAGCUCCGUCGACAGCAGGAGAAUCAGCACUGCCAUCGACAAAGACCACAGCUUUCCAGCUCAGAACGGCCACGUUGUGAGGAGAGAGGACUCCAGAGGAUCUCUGUUUAUGGACCCGGGAACACCAGACAGCAUCGAGCUGCAGCGUCGCAGCUCCACCAUGAGCAGCAGUCCCAUGCCUCCCAUCGGCAGACUGGGCCAGUACGAGAUCAAGGGCCUGCUCUUCUCCUUCCUGCACAUCGUCAAGACCUUGUCAGAGGACACUCUGAUGGCCUACUGGAAUAAAAUCAGCCCUCAGGACAUCAUGAACUUCCUCAGCUUGCUAGAGAUCUGUCUAGUUCAGUUCCGUUACGUUGGCAAGAGGAACAUUGGCCGGAGCCAGGAGGUGUGUGUGGCUAAGCUCUUCUCGUCGGACAGGAAGUCUCAGACGAUGCCAGCCAUGCGGUGUAACCGUUCCAGCCUCAUGCAGACUAAGAUACACCAGUUCAGCACCAUGGAGGCCUCCCUCACCCUCAACAUGGGGAUCGGACCAUCAGAGGCAGAAAUCCACCAUCAGGCUCUGCUGGAGGGCAACAUCUCCACUGAGGUGUGCCUGAGUGUCCUUGAUGUCCUGUCUCUUUUCACUCAGUGUUUUAAGACCCAGCUGCUGGACGGCGAAGGUCACAACCCCCUCAUGAAGAAGGUGUUUGACGUCUACCUGACUUUCCUUAAAGUCGGCCAAUCAGAAGCUGCUAUCAGACACGUCUUUGCCGCCCUCCGGGCUUUCAUUAACAAGUUCCCAUCGGUGCUGUUUAAGGGCCGCGUGACGCUGUGUGAGGCUCUGUGCUGCGAGGUGCUGAAAUGCUGCGUCUCCAAGCUGGCGUCCCUGAGGGCCGAUGCAUCUGCACUGUUGUACAUGCUGAUGAGGAACAACUACGAGUACACCAAGAGGAAGACCUUCCUACGGACGCACCUGCAGAUCAUCAUCGCAGUGAGCCAGCUGAUCUCUGACGUGGCGUUGACCGGGAGUUCACGCUUCCAGGAAUCUCUCUCCAUCAUCAACAACUUUGCAAACAGUGACAAGGCGAUGAAGUCCACAGCCUUCCCAUCAGAAGUUAAGGGUCUAACCAAGCGCAUACGUACGGUGCUGAUGGCCACCGCUCAGAUGAAGGAACAUGAGAAAGACCCCGAGAUGCUGCUGGACCUCCAGUACAGCCUUGCCCGGUCCUAUGCCAGCACCCCCGAGCUCAGGCGGACGUGGCUGGACAGCAUGGCCAGAGCGCACCUAAAGAACGGAGAUCUCUCUGAGGCCGCAAUGUGCUAUGUUCAUGUGGCUGCACUGGUUGCAGAAUACCUGUACAGGAAAAAGUUGUUUCCAAGUGGCCUUGCAGCUUUUAAAAAGAUCUCCUUUAACAUUGAAGAAGAAGCCGCCAUGAAAGAAGACACUGGAAUGCAGGACGUUUAUUACACUGAGGAAGUCCUGGUCGAACACCUGGAGGUCUGCGUGGACGCUUUGUGGAAAGCUGAACGCUAUGAGCUCAUCACGCACAUCGCCAAACUCAUCAUUCCCGUCUAUGAGAAGCAGCAUGAGUACAAGAAACUCAGCCGAACGUACGACACUUUGCACAGAGCCUACAACAAGAUCAUGGAGGUGAUCCAGUCGGGCCGAAGGCUGCUUGGAACGUACUUCAGAGUGGCUUUUUAUGGUCAGUUAUUCUUUGAUGAAGAGGAUGGGAAGGAGUACGUCUACAAAGAGCCCAAACUCACCGGUCUGUCUGAAAUCUCCCAGCGGCUGCUAACGCUCUAUGGGGAAAAGUUUGGCCCCGAGAACGUCAAGAUAAUCCAGGACUCAAACAAGGUGAACCCCAAAGAGCUGGACUCCAAGUUCGCCUACAUCCAGGUGACCUUUGUCAAGCCGUACUUCGAGGAGAAGGAGGCACCAGAGAAGAAGACAGACUUUGAGAAGUGCCACAACAUCAACCGCUUCGUGUUCGAGACGCCAUACACACUGUCGGGGAAAAAACAUGGCGGAGUGGAGGAGCAGUGCAAGAGGAGGACGGUCCUCACAACUCUUAACACUUUCCCAUACGUGAAGAAGCGUGUGGAGGUGGUGGGGGAGAAGCAGGUGGAACUGAAGCCCGUGGAUGUGGCGAUAGAUGAGAUGAAGGCUCGAACGGCAGAGCUGACCAAACUCUGCUCCAGCCAGGAAGUGGACAUGAUCCAGCUGCAGCUCAAACUGCAGGGCUGUGUCUCUGUGCAGGUGAACGCAGGUCCCAUGGCAUAUGCCAGGGCAUUCCUGGAUGAAAGUAAAUCCAACCAGUCUGGAAAUAAGAAAGUAAAAGAACUUAAGGACAUCUUCAGGCGCUUUGUCGAGGCAUGCAGCAUGGCUUUGGACAUAAACGAGCGUAUUAUCAAAGAGGACCAGUUUGAAUAUCAUGAAGGGCUGAAGUCCAACUUUAAAGAAAUGGUAAAGGAGCUGUCAGAUAUCAUCCAUGAGCAGAUCUACCAGGAGGGCAUGAUGCGUUCCCUCCUACAGAACUCCCUCCAUGUGUUUCGUGCCAUCAGCGGGACAUCCACUGACCUGGGCUGACUUCUUUUGCACCCCUCGCCUCCCCCCUCUCAGCCACACAGUUAUGCAUCUCUAUCCGCUUUUCCCAUAAGGAUCUGAACUGAGUGAUAACAGGGCAGCCGCCUGUCUAGGCUUGCUAAAAACACCCCCUUCCUUCCUGGUGAAGAUGCAGUUUGGCUAUCUUCAGGAUCUCUGCUGGAUAAAGAGUGAAAAUAGAAGAAGUAUCUCUGAGAAUGUAGUACAGCAACUCUGAACGUGUGCAUAUGGGGUUAAAGUGUCAGACUGAAUCAUGUUGGGUUUUCAAGCACUUUUUUUUCUGAUGCCCCCUCCCUGCAACGUUCACCUAAGAUCUAUGCAGGACACCAACUUCCCUCCAGAAUCAACUUUUUUAUUUUAGUCUAAAAGCUCCAGUGGACUUCUCAAAGACGAAAGCAUCUUUCUGUUUUGUUUGUCUUGGAUCAUUUGUGCUAGGUUCACAUGAAAAGGUGAACCAGCUCGACUGGAUUGUCUGUAAAUCAGCAGCUUAAUGGUGAGCAUGAGGACCAAACGGCUGCUGAAAGUCAAAGUUGUGCAACAAUGCUGUGAAAGAAUUUUAAGUACAUUAUAACAUUAAAAAAAAAUCUCAUGAUAAUAAUGUCCUAAAUUAUAUAAGACCAAAUGAAUAUAGUUGGAUAAAAGAUAAUCUGAUCAUGAAUUGUAUCAGUACUGUCAAACAUUCGGAUCACAGCCAUGUGAUAAUUUUACUUCAGUCCAGUAAGCGAGUCCAGCUCCUCUAAUCUGAUUUAGAUCCAGUGCCUUUGUGCUCUGCCUUCUCAAAAGCCUUUUUCUGUUUCAAGUGUUAAACAAACCUGCACUAGCCGGUUACUCAAAGUAUUUCACAAGUGCUACACUGAAACGAGCAGAUAGAUGAAUAAUAUUUAAGCAGAUGUACAUAAUUUCUUGACAUGCUGUAAACUGAAUUCUGUAUUCAUCUGUUUGUAUGUACAGUACUGUAUGUAUGUAUGUAUAUUUCUGUCCAAAAUCUGUCUUAGCUGAUUUUUUUCUUAGUUUUUACUGCAUUGAUCAUUGAGAUGCAGCUGCUGGUUAAACUUACUUUGUAAAGCUUUUUAUCAAUAAAACAUGAAAAUAUUUACAUGUAAAAAAGUGAAUAUGACAAGUGUUCCUCCAUGGGGUUCAUUUAUUGGUUCAUAGGCUUAAUUUGAAGUCUUCUUGUUUAACUUUAAACUCAACACUCAACAUGGAGUCCUGAAUCCCAUCUGCGUUUCCAUAACUGGGCUGCCUGCAGACGAGGAUUACAGAUAACCAAAACUACAAAAAAAAAAAAAGACUAAAACUAAGUUUAUGGUUGGAAUCGUGUCAAUGAUAACGAUUCUGUUUGACACAUAAAUUAUUACUGUUUAAUCUGUAUUUUUUGUUUGGGUUGAAGCUGAUUGAUCGUUGUGAACGCUGCAACAUCUGUUCAAUAAUCUGCUGCGUUCCAUUAUUUUCAGUUUGUUCAUAGCUCCAAUUCCAAAAGAGUUGGGACACUGCAAGAUGUCAAUAAAAACACAAAUCUCA